GAAAUCGCGCGCGUCGGCUAACGACUGCUUCUGCAGCUUGCUCAGGCGUGUCUUCGUCCCUCAACUACAUUCCCUACACCAAUUGCUUUACGGCCUGCCUCGAUCGCAAGCAUGCAGCUCACCGGAAGCAAGUUUUCGGCGAUGCAGGGGCCGCGCUGCGCCUCUGCCGGGGUCAGGCCCAAGGCAAUUGCAACUGCGCACCCUUCUUCAUCCCAAAUGCAUGUGGUGCGGCAGCUGGGCUUGGCGCCGUCCCCUUUUUGCGGAAGUAGGCCAUCUUUUUCAACGAAGGCGGUCAAGGCGGACGCUCCCAGCGACCAGCUGGACACUGCCAUGCUGCGCAUGAUUUCGGAGCUUUCGGGUCGAGUGGACGAGGCUGUGGCAGUGACCGUGACCAAGAACAACGAGGCCGCAAGGCAAAUCGCUUUUGCCAGCGACUCGGAGCUCCGCAAGCGCGUUGUGGCUUCCAUUCAGAAGCUGUCCAAGGGACUUCUGGAGAGGGAUGUCGAGGUGCGCCUUCUGCUGCUGGCCGCGCUAUGCUGCGAGCACUUGCUGCUGCUGGGCCCGCCCGGCACUGCCAAGUCUGAGCUGUCGCGCCGGCUGUCGUCGCUGUGCGGCGGCACCUACUUUGAGCGCCUGCUGACCCGUUUCUCGGUGCCCGAGGAGCUGUUUGGCCCCCUGUCCAUGAAGGGCCUGGAGAACGACCUGUACGUGCGCCAGACGGACGGCUACCUGCCCACCAGCGAGGUGGCGUUCGUGGACGAGAUCUUCAAGGCCAACAGCGCCAUCCUGAACGCGCUGCUGACGCUGCUGAACGAGCGCCUGUUUGACAACGGCAACCAGCGCCUGGAGGCGCCGCUGCUGUGCCUGGUGGGCGCCUCCAACGAGAUGCCCGAGUCGGAGGAGCUGGACGCGCUGUACGACCGCUUCCUCAUCCGCCGCACCGUGUCGCAGGUGAUGAGUGGUGUGGUGGUCGGCUCCAUGAUGCCGCAGCAGCAGCAGCAGUCGCCGCCGUCACCGGGGGGCCAGCAGCGCCACCACCACAUGCAGCAGCCCGGCGGCGGCCCGUCGUCACGUGCCUACACGUCGGGUUUCGCGCCGCCGCCCCGCCCGCCGCCCGCCCCCACCUCCGCCGCCGCCUCCGUCGCCGCUUCCGUCACGGCGGCGGCCGCCGCCGCCGCAGAUGCCGGCCUCGCCGCUGCCACUGGCGGCGUCAGCGCCCGCGCCUCGCCCGUUGUGUGCGCCGCCGCCGUCAUGGUGGACGCCCCAACCACCACCACAACCACCUCCACGAGCAACGGCAACGGUAACGGAAAGUAUAACGGUAACGGAAACGGCGGCAGCGCCUCGCUGGCGGCCGCCGCCACUGCGGCAUCCGCCGCCGCCGCCCGCGCCACUUCGAGAUCCAGCCCUAGCUCUGGAUCUAUCUCGCCUGGUGGUCCGGGCCAGCCGCCCAUCAAGAUGGUCCGUCUGGGCCCGACGGUUGACGUAACGGCCACGGCCACCACCGUAACGGUGACCGGCUCAACCGCCGCGGCGGCGCCGAUGCUGUCGACUGCGGGUGUGAUUGACGACGUUGAGGCCGAGGUGAAGCCGCCGGCGACGCCGGCAGUGCCGGCGGUGGAGCCUGGCUGCCUGGCUGGCAUCUGGGAGAAGGAUCUGGACGCCAGCGAUGUGGGGGGCUACGAGAAGGCGCUGGACCUGUGGCAGAUCAGCGGCGUGCAGAAGGCCACCGCCCGCCUGAUUGAGGGGCUGGAGCUGCACGCGGUGGCGCCCAGCAGCGGCCCCCCCGGCGGCGCCCAGCGGGCCCCCGGCGGUGCCUUCCACGUGCACUUCCUCACCAUCAUCCCCUACUUCAAGGUCACCGAGGUGUACCCAAUGGGCGGCGGCGCCCGCUCCAAGAUGCGGCGGCGUGACCAGCGCGGCGGCGACGCCAUGGCCUGCGCGGAGCGGGUGCCCACGGGGGUGGUGUGCCGGGCCAGCUGGGGCGCGCCCUUCGCCGGCGAGCUGGAGGAGAGCUACACCAUCCCCGACCCGGUGGGCGCGCCCGACUGCAUGCACGUCACCAGCACCAUCCGUGUGGGCGACAAGUCCGCAACCACCCUGCAGGUGUACCAGCGGCGGCGCAACUUGUCGGCGGCGCAGUUGAUCAGCGCCAGCGAGAAGCGGAACGGCAAGGCGCACGACGUCCUGAAGCGCUUCGGCAUGUAAUAAGCUACGCACAACUUUCUCGCUUGUGUUGGAUAGCACCGGUACUUUACCGCGUGACUUGUGCUUGCGGCGUGUGCGUGGUGAGGUGAGGAGAGGGUGGUGUGAAGGGAGUGAGGGGCGUGGCAGGCGGGGGCCGGAACGAGUGACGACGGGGGCGGUGGUGGCGAAGGGGGACGGGGGCAUGUGGGUAUCAACACACAUACACACACGACACGGCACGGCACGUUGCCCAGGCCUGGAGCAAGACCAAGACCAAUUGGCAUGGGGUAGGACCAGACACAGCUGCAUGUGCAUAGAUGGAUAAAACUGUGUCAGCUGCUUGCUUUUUACCGGCAAUACGGUACACGGAACACCGGUAAAGCGGUUAUGCCUGUACUUGUCCAUCAAGUCAACCUUUGCCGUAACGUGCCAUCCGUUGUGUGCGCGUGUCGUCUGAGCACGUUGCGGGUGUGUGAGGUUAGUUGCUGAGGUCCGUGCGUCUGUGUGUGUGUGUGUGUGUGUGUGUGUGCAAUUGUUGCAAUGUGAUUUAGAUUAUUCAUUCAUCGGCGGGAGGGGGUGUGGAAGCAAGGCGCCCGGCACAGGCUGACGCAGCAGGGCGGCCAUUACGCACACAGACAACAACAUUGCCGUGACGUAAUAAGGCGUGAUACCCACGUGACAUACCUUAUGGUGGUGGAUGCCUAGGUUGGGGCGACGUCAUUGGAUGUGCGGCCCGGGGAGAAACGGGGCGAGGCGACGUGUUGGUUAGAGGCGGCAUAAUCGGAGGUGCGGGCCGUGCGGCCCAGGGGAAGAAGGGGCGAGGCACGUGUACCGUAUGUGGCAGUGCGCGUAAGCGGACCGUGGGGGUUGUAGAUACCAGCCCAUACUAAACCAAACCCAAUGCAAUAGAGCUUGGGGGCUUGAAAAGCCUGUGCGCACGACACAAGCACAGACCGCACCUCUGCAUUGACUGCUGCUAAUGCUCAUGCCGAUGUAUAGGGACAUAACCAGGCGAGCGCGGCGCGUUUGUACAACAGGUGACCAGGUGUAACGAGCAUGCACUUUUGGACCUCUGGUUCAUUACACCAGGGCUGUGCCGCCAUCAUGUGGCAGAGAGAGCCAGGGAGCCAGGGUGGCCCCUUUGUCGCCGCAGUCGGAUUGUUGUAAACUCCUUGCGGGCUCAGGUACUACAGAAACGCCAAGUUGUGUAAUCUUAUCAGCUCAACUGCCGUACUACUGGAAUGCCAGGUCGUGUAAUAUUCCAAGCUC
This is a messenger RNA of Chlamydomonas reinhardtii, 3456 nucleotides long. RefSeq lists its product as uncharacterized. The record is from RefSeq and is a predicted model, not a curated record. The transcript has 15 exons. Lineage: Eukaryota; Viridiplantae; Chlorophyta; Chlorophyceae; Chlamydomonadales; Chlamydomonadaceae. Gene Ontology annotation, molecular function: ATP binding. Bases 112 to 2208 code for a protein of 698 amino acids.